CCAUCAUGUCAGAUAAGAGUGACUUAAAAGCAGAGCUGGAACGUAAAAAACAGAGAUUAGCUCAAAUAAGAGAGGAGAAAAAAAGGAAAGAAGAAGAAAGGAAGAAGAAAGAGGUAAAUGCGGAUUCUCAGCAGAAGAAGGAACCACCCCAGGAAGAUUCUGAUCUGGAUCGCAAGAGAAGAGAGACUGAAGCUUUACUUCAAAGCAUUGGUAUUUCCCCAGAACCUCCUCUAGUCCCAACCCCUAUGUCUCCCUCUCCGAAAUCAGUGAGCACACCCAGUGAAGCUGGAAGUCAAGAUUCGGGAGAGUUGGGACCUAUAGGAAGGACCCUGCAGUGGGACACAGACCCUUCAGUGCUCCAGCUUCAGUCUGACUCUGAACUUGGCCGCCGUCUUCACAAGCUUGGAAUCUCCAAGAUCACCCAGGUGGACUUCUUGCCUCGGGAAGUGGUGUCCUAUUCCAAAGAGACUCAGACGCCGUUGGAUACUCAUCGCUCUGAAGAGGAUGAGGAAGAUGAUGAAUUGGUGGAAUUGAAAGCUCAAAACGAUGCUGAGAUAGAAACUCAAGAAAAGACACAAGAUGUGAAGGAAGCUCCUCCUAGAGAAUUGACAGAGGAAGAAAAGCAACAGAUUCUACAUUCAGAAGAAUUCCUCAUAUUUUUUGACCGGACAAUACGCGUGAUUGAGCGAGCUCUAGCUGAAGAUUCGGACAUUUUCUUUGACUACAGUGGCCGGGAUGUUGAGGAAAAAGAUGGUGAUGUCCAAGCUGGAGCCAACCUUUCCUUCAGCCGACAGUUUUAUGAUGAGCAUUGGUCCAAACAUCGUGUUGUCACUUGUAUGGAUUGGUCCCUACAGUAUCCUGAGUUGAUGGUUGCUUCAUAUAACAACAAUGAAGAUGCUCCACAUGAACCUGAUGGGGUGGCCUUGGUCUGGAACAUGAAAUUCAAAAAAACAACUCCUGAGUAUGUUUUUCACUGCCAGUCCUCUGUGAUGUCCGUCUGUUUUGCCCGCUUUCAUCCAAACCUAGUUGUUGGAGGAACCUAUUCUGGCCAAAUUGUGCUGUGGGACAACCGUAGCCACAGGAGGACACCAGUUCAGCGUACACCUCUUUCUGCAGCUGCGCACACGCAUCCAGUCUACUGUGUAAAUGUCGUUGGAACACAGAACGCUCACAAUCUCAUUACCGUUUCUACAGAUGGCAAAAUGUGUUCUUGGAGUUUGGAUAUGCUUUCAACUCCACAGGAGAGUAUGGAGCUAGUAUAUAAUAAAUCCAAGCCAGUGGCAGUUACUGGAAUGGCUUUCCCAACUGGAGAUGUUAACAACUUUGUAGUUGGAAGUGAAGAGGGCACUGUCUACACAGCUUGUCGCCAUGGAAGUAAAGCAGGGAUUGGAGAAGUUUUUGAAGGUCACCAGGGCCCAGUGACAGGAAUCAAUUGCCACAUGGCAGUGGGUCCAAUUGAUUUCUCUCAUCUAUUUGUUACAUCAUCAUUUGAUUGGACCGUCAAAUUGUGGACCACAAAGGUAAGAAGUAAUAUUUAGAAGGCUAGCUUUGGUCUCUGUCCUUUCCUCCAACUUUCAGUACUAAGCAAAAAUGGAUGGUGUCCAUUCUACAGUAUUAUACCUGAUAUAAUAGAUGUUUCCACAAGAAUACCUUAGU
This is a messenger RNA of Thamnophis sirtalis, 1656 nucleotides long. NCBI's taxonomy places the organism in Eukaryota, Metazoa, Chordata, Lepidosauria, Squamata, Natricidae. The record is from RefSeq and is a predicted model, not a curated record.